Phasianus colchicus (ring-necked pheasant) is the source of this 2985-nucleotide messenger RNA. It is a transcript of the gene KCNAB1, whose product is annotated as potassium voltage-gated channel subfamily A regulatory beta subunit 1. Gene Ontology annotation, biological process: regulation of potassium ion transmembrane transport; potassium ion transport; transmembrane transport. NCBI's taxonomy places the organism in Eukaryota, Metazoa, Chordata, Aves, Galliformes, Phasianidae. Gene Ontology annotation, molecular function: transmembrane transporter binding; potassium channel regulator activity; voltage-gated potassium channel activity. The record is from RefSeq and is a predicted model, not a curated record. Gene Ontology annotation, cellular component: voltage-gated potassium channel complex; cytoplasm; membrane.
CCCAUUUUCAACGUCAAGCCGCUCCGAGCGCUGCUCUCCCCGCUGCUUCUUCCACCGGUGCCUUUGUGCCCGUACCAAAGGCAGCUCCUCUCCCGGGGGUGCAGCGGCCCUGGGGGGGCUCCGGGCGCCCGGCUGGGCUCGGGGCGCUCCCGCACCGAUGUAACGCGGCGGCGGCGGCGAAGCCUGCGAGCACCGGGGACAGCUCCAUGUUCCCCCGAGCGCCCGACUAAAGGCGGAUGCCGCUCCCCGACCCACCGAGGCCGUCGCCGGGGGAGGUGUGACCGCGAGCCGGGCUUGGGUUGGGGGCUUCUGCCCGGCGACGUGCCCCAGGCACCGGCCCCCCCGGGGCGCGGGGCGAGAUGCAGGUGUCCAUCGCCUGCACGGAGCACAACCUGAAGAGUCGCAAUGGGGAAGAGCGGCUCAUCAGCAAGCAGAACGCCGCCGCGCCCAACGUGGUGAGCGCAGCCAGGGCCAAAUUCCGGACCGUGGCGAUUAUCGCCCGCAGCCUGGGGACCUUCACCCCGCAGCAUCACAUCUCGCUCAAGGAAUCCACCGCCAAGCAAACUGGCAUGAAAUAUAGGAACCUUGGGAAAUCCGGACUGCGUGUUUCAUGCCUCGGCCUGGGGACGUGGGUCACUUUUGGAGGUCAAAUCUCAGAUGAGGUGGCUGAGCAGCUGAUGACCAUCGCCUACGAGAGUGGUGUCAACCUCUUCGACACGGCCGAGGUGUAUGCGGCGGGCAAGGCUGAGGUCAUCCUGGGGAACAUCCUCAAGAAAAAGGGCUGGAGGCGCUCCAGUCUGGUCAUCACAACAAAGCUGUACUGGGGUGGAAAGGCUGAAACAGAGAGAGGGCUCUCGAGGAAGCACAUCAUCGAAGGGCUGAGGGCCUCCCUGCAGCGCCUGCAGCUGGAAUACGUGGAUGUGGUCUUUGCCAACCGCCCGGACAACAACACCCCCAUGGAAGAAAUCGUCCGAGCAAUGACACACGUCAUCAACCAGGGCAUGGCCAUGUACUGGGGAACGUCACGCUGGAGUGCUAUGGAGAUCAUGGAAGCCUACUCGGUGGCCCGGCAGUUCAACAUGAUACCGCCUGUGUGCGAGCAGGCUGAGUACCACCUCUUCCAAAGGGAGAAAGUGGAGGUUCAGCUGCCGGAACUGUACCACAAAAUAGGGGUGGGUGCCAUGACGUGGUCUCCCCUCGCCUGCGGGAUCAUCUCAGGGAAAUACGGCAACGGGGUCCCCGAAAGCUCAAGGGCUGCCCUGAAGUGCUACCAGUGGCUGAAAGAAAAAAUCAUAAGCGAGGAGGGAAGAAAGCAGCAAACAAAGCUGAAGGAUCUCUCGCCCAUUGCAGAGCGCCUUGGCUGCACACUACCUCAGCUAGCAGUCGCGUGGUGUCUGAGGAACGAGGGGGUGAGCUCUGUCCUUCUAGGAUCUUCCAAUCCAGAGCAGCUGAUCGAGAACCUCGGAGCCAUACAGGUUCUUCCAAAGAUGACAUCGCAUAUUGUAAAUGAAAUAGAUAACAUCCUGGGAAAUAAGCCCUACAGCAAGAAGGACUACAGAUCAUAAUGCAAUGCAUGAAUCACCUGGACUGCAUGGUUUGAUAAGUGCUCUGUACAGAAGUCCUGAGUUACUAUCGGGUCAUUAGAAUCAUUCAGCAGCUUGCUGCUCGGUGUCUGCCGGUACCGGCUCCUUCCAGGUGUGCUACCAUUGCUACCAAUCCGCAGUGAAAUCUAAAAGCACAGUCGAUCUCCUUUACAAGCAAGAAUAAUCUUGUAUUUUCUUACCUUCAACCGACUUCAUUAAUUUUUACUUUUCUCUUAGCACCUCAUGCUUGUGCUGUGAAAAACAUAUGUAAAGCAAAAAAGAAUUUGUAGCCUUCAGGUACUCGGUAAUUAAAGAAGGAUGUACAGAUAUAUUUUUUCAAUGAAGAAAAAGCCAGAUACAACUUAAGGUUUUAAUAAAACCACGUUUGGGAAAUCUCAACACAGAGUUUCUUCAGUCAGGUUAAGAGGCAGAAUGGGUAAGUUCAAAUUUUCCACUUGCUUUUUUAUGCUGAACAGACGCUAUAGAUUCUGUUUGUAACUGAAUAAUGGACUUCAGUCAGAGAAUUGAUUAGAAGUUACAUAGCUCAACUCCUAACUAAACCAUUAUUCCAGCUGCGGAGUGCUCUUCAGCAGUAUCUCUGAGUACAAAACAGAAGAGCACAGUUAGAAAGCCCCAGAGUGCAUGUCAGGUUAACACCAACAUCUGCUGUCUGCAAUGGUUUAAUUCUGCAUAAACUUCAAACCAAGAAAGCCAUGGUGAAACUUUUUUUUUUUUUUUUUUUUUUUUUGCGUUUUAUAGAAACUUGCCUCUACUUUUGCCUGCUUGUAGACAUAGCUAUUGCAAAUCUUAAUAUUCUUGAGCUUCUGAGGAUGUAGAUAUUUAUAUAUAAAACAUAUAGCUGCUGAAAAAUGCCAGAUAAAAUCAGGUGUGUGUACAUUGCUGGAAGGCCACAUUUGCUUUAACUUGUUCUGGAAUCGGGCAUAAGUAAACGCAUAGUGUUUUUAGGACACAUUUUAAACAGGUAGUUCUUUUGUGAGCAUUUUGUCCCUCUACAGGAGUUGAUAGUAAACAUUUACCAAUUAAUUUGCCCAUCUUGAGAACCAUAUCAUAUUUUACCAUAAGUUUGCUUUGUAAAGUGCACCUCUGAUUUCAGUAAACCCUUCACACUGGUACUGAAUCACACACUUUAGGAACACGCUUCCUAGAGUGUACAGCUUUGUACAGUAUUUGUAGGACCCCUGUAUUCUACCCCCAACCUUCAGGAUCUCUGCUGCGUGUGCGCAGCGCUCACGUCAACAGAUGGGAAUACUUGAUUUGUUUCCUCCUGUAUCUAUUCUAACAAGCUAUGGUCUGUGUAAAUGAACUUAGCUGCUGUAUAGCAAGAAAUGCAAUUUGACUUUGACUUCUGCUUGGACAAAAUAAAAGCAUUUUGUGCAACUGA